This is a messenger RNA of Culicoides brevitarsis, 389 nucleotides long. RefSeq names its product ubiquitin-related modifier 1 homolog (gene Urm1). Gene Ontology annotation, molecular function: protein tag activity. Gene Ontology annotation, cellular component: cytoplasm; nucleus. The record is from RefSeq and is a predicted model, not a curated record. Gene Ontology annotation, biological process: tRNA thio-modification; protein urmylation. The transcript is spliced from 3 exons. Bases 53 to 367 code for a protein of 104 amino acids. Lineage: Eukaryota; Metazoa; Arthropoda; Insecta; Diptera; Ceratopogonidae.
UGCAGCUGUCAUCCGCUAGAGGGAUGAAAAGUUCGAAAGAAAAUCCCGAAAAAUGUCUGAAAAUGCGUUAAACGUGACUUUAGAGUUCUCCGGAGGAGCUGAAUUACUUUUUGGAAACAAGAAGAAGCAUCAAGUGACUCUGGAAAGCGAAAAUCAAGACACAGAAUGGAACAUUAAACGACUUCUCGCAUGGAUGAAAGACAAUUUACUCACAGAACGACCUGAAUUAUUCUUGCAAGAUGACACAGUGAGACCUGGAUUACUUGUGUUGGUUAACGACACAGAUUGGGAGUUGUUGGGAGAAUUAGAGUACAAAAUUGCUCCUAAUGAUACGAUCGUGUUCAUUUCAACACUUCACGGAGGAUAAAAGUCAUAUGGAAUAAUCUCAC